UUUUUGGUUGAGUGAACGCAUUUUGAGGGUGUGUAAACAAAAAAAAACAAAAAACAAGUGCUUUACGACAAAAAAUAUAUUCACAUGUGUAAUACAUAAAAAAGUUAGUACUAAAAUAUGGGAGAAUAGAAACAAAUUAAAUAAGUAACUAAUGAAGUUGAAAAUGAAUAAAAACUAAAGCAAAAUAAACUUUGGAAUAAACACGAGCAAAAACAAAAUUGAAAUCAUGAAAGUGCCCUUCUCAUCAGCCACGCUGUGGAAAUAUGUUUUCUUGGUGUUGAAUUGUUUGAUAAUUGUCUUCGAUGUGCUACUCAUUUCAUGCGGCGUCAUCUCUUUGGGCGGUGCCGGCACCUUAGCUGGUGCCUAUACGGCUGCUUCUAUUGGCUUCCUUGCCAUGUUUAUCGCCUUCAUGGGUGCCAUGGCUUCCGUACGUCAAUCAUUAGUUUUGUCAUGGGCGUAUAUAGUUACCACAGUGCUUUGCAUUGUUUUGCAAACAAUUUGUAUGAUUGCAUUUGGCAUUUUGAAGGAUGACUUCACCAUCAUGGCAGCGAAACGCGUGCAAGGUAUCUGGGAUGAGCGACCAGAAACGCAGCAGGAAAUGGACGACAUUCAAGUGCAGCACAACUGCUGCGGUCGCGAUAGUCCGCAGGAUUAUUUGACGGAUAGAAGACAGACUCUGCCGAAUAGCUGUUGCCGCUGGGAAAAUUGCUCUGAUGAUGAGAAUAUUUUUCCCAAGGGUUGUGUCGAUGCCGCGACGACCUUUUUCAAUGAACAAAGUGAUAUUCUUAUUUUGAUUAUUUUGGGGCUAAUUGCUUUUCAGGUUUUGGGAGUGAUUUCUGCGUAUUAUUUCACACGCAGCAUGGUAAAUCAUCAACAGAAACGCGAACAGAUCAUCAUAAAUGAAUAAUUAAGUACUUUGCACGAAAAUGUUGUUAUAAUAAAAAGUUUAACAUUUUUAAGUAAUGUUAAAUUUGAAUUUGAUUA
Messenger RNA from Anastrepha obliqua, 984 nucleotides. RefSeq names its product protein late bloomer-like. The record is from RefSeq and is a predicted model, not a curated record. The transcript has 6 exons. Bases 227 to 907 code for a protein of 226 amino acids. NCBI's taxonomy places the organism in Eukaryota, Metazoa, Arthropoda, Insecta, Diptera, Tephritidae. Gene Ontology annotation, cellular component: membrane.